Monoraphidium neglectum is the source of this 1026-nucleotide messenger RNA. Its product is annotated as phenylalanyl-tRNA synthetase alphachain. Gene Ontology annotation, biological process: tRNA aminoacylation. Gene Ontology annotation, molecular function: tRNA binding; ATP binding; aminoacyl-tRNA ligase activity. The transcript is spliced from 10 exons. The record is from RefSeq and is a predicted model, not a curated record. Lineage: Eukaryota; Viridiplantae; Chlorophyta; Chlorophyceae; Sphaeropleales; Selenastraceae. The coding region runs from base 1 to 1026 and encodes 341 amino acids.
AUGGCGACGGCUGAUAUUGAGGGGCCGCUGCUUCAGCAGCUGGAUCGCGACGGCGCGAUAGCGGACUCUGGGGACUUUGCAGCGGCCAAUGGCUGGGAGCAUAACGCAGUGGUGGGAGUUAUCAAGAGCUUGGAGGCGGCCGAGAUGGUGGUGACGCAGGACAUCUCCCACUCAAAGCAUGUAGUGCGGCCCGACGCGGAGGCGUAUGCGACCGCGGGAUCGCCCGAGGCGCAGGUGUUUGCGGCAGUGCCGCCAGAGGGCGUCACCCUGGCGGCCCUCAAGGCGGCGCUGCCCGGUGACGUAGCUGACCUGGGCUUCCGGCAGGCCAUGCAGCAGAAAUGGGUGGCCACCGACAAGAGCAGUGGCGAGCCGCGUGUUGUGCGCAAGGUGGAGUCCAUUGUGGACACAGUCCAGCAGCAGCUGCAGACGCUGCUGUCUGGUGGGGACCUACCUGCGGCCGACCUGGAGGCUCUCACCAAGAAGCGAAAGAUGCUGCAGCUCAACUCCUGGAAGACGUUCUCUUUGUCAAAAGGGCCCAAAUUUGCGCUGCAGCGGAAGAGGCAGGCCACAGAGCUCACAGCAGAGAUGAUUGCCAAGGGCACCUGGCGUGACCAGGAGUUCAAGGACUACAACUUCAAUGCGCUGGGGCUGCCGCCAAACGGCGGGGCCCUGCACCCCCUGCUCAAGGUGCGCACCCAGUACCGCAAGAUCUUCACGCUCAUGGGCUUUGAGGAGAUGCCCACCAACAAUUACGUGGAGUCAUCCUUCUGGAACUUUGACGCACUCUUCCAGCCGCAGCAGCACCCCGCGCGUGACGCUCACGACACGUUCUUCACCACGCGGCCCGCCACCACAGACACCUUCCCGGAGGACUACCUCGCACGCGUCAAGUCUGUCCACGAGCACGGCGGCUACGGGUCUGCUGGGUACGGCUACUGCUGGAAGAGGCUCGCCAUCAUCACGCCCUCAACAAUCAUGUGCCCCGCAUUGCCCACAAGUUGGUCACCUCCCCUCCUACCCCUGUAG